AUGAAGUUAACCUUGAACAUCGUUUUGCUGCUGGGUUGUUGUAUAUGGCACUCGGGGUUUGUGGCGCUUCAAUCUACCCCUUUCCAGUCAACACCAUCCCAACAGCCGUUUUGUAAAGUUCAACUAGAGGCUAACACAGAAUCAUCAAACAUUCUGCCAGCCAUCCCAAAGAGUCACGCUUCACUUCUCUUGCUGUUGGGAUUCAUCGGCUUUUCCCUUCUUAUCGCCGGAGCUUACAAGGCAUCACAGAAGUACAUUUUCCACGAUGACGGAAACUUUGACACUACGUUCGACGCCGGAGGGCGCGUCGGCCUUAGUCUUACCGCCGUCACUGUGACAUCACAAUUGUUAUGGCCUUCAGAUUUCUUGCAGAGCUCAACAUUGACAAGCAAGAUUGGGAUCGGUGCUUGCCUGUGGUCAUCAAUAGGGAUCGUUGUCGGCAUGUUUAUGUUUCCUGUGUUCUCUCUGUAUCUUAAAUCUCGCGCCCCCGGGGCAAAAACGUACCCCCAGAUAGCAUACGCAAGAUUUGGAAAGUCAGCGCACAUUAUGUUCUGCCUUGUUGCGCUUUUCUCUAGUCUUAUUGUGACCACAAAUAUGCUUAUGGCCGGAAAAUCGACAUUAGAGGUUCUUGUAAAGGACACAAACAACGAGUUUAUAUUCCUGGUGUUAGCAGUACUAUUUGGAUCAUACUGCAUGAUCGGUGGUCUCAGAACCACGUUUUAUAUAUCGUACAUCAACACUGCACUGACCUUUAUAUCAUUGUCCGUGUAUGUCCUGUACUCAGUUUAUUAUCCGCCAGAAGAAAAGAAGGCACACACAUCAUUUCAGGCGUUUUACAACGCUGCAGUUUGUGUCGAAGGUCCAGACGGUAACUCUGGUAAUUCGUUAGCGACGUUCCAGUCAAAAUCAGGAAUUGUUCUCGGAGUAGUUUUGCUUUUUAUGACAACAUCAAUAGUUUUUACUGACCAAGCCAACUGGCAGAGCCGAAUUGCAGCAAAACCAUCCCAAGGCGUUGUAGGCUUCUUUCUUGCCGCGUACACCUGGUUUUUGGUCGAAACUGUCCUCGCCAUUACGACAUCUAUGACCUACCUCUCACUGAGCAUGACGAAUUCAACACAUAUGUUAUCUGCAAUAGAGAUUGACAAUGGUUACAUCACACCGUACGUAAUGCAGUUUAUAAUGGGGGACGCUGGUGCAUAUCUCUUACUUACGAUGCUGAUGAUGACGCUAAUGGCUACUGGAUCUGGCGAAGUGAUGGGAAUAUCAUCCAUUCUUAUCUACGAUGUCUACAAGACAUACGUCAAUCCAUUCAGGAAUCUUAAAACUCCUACAAGCUGUAUCUUAUGUGGCAAAGAGAGACGCCUCACUGAAAAUCAAACAGAUGAUGCAGAAACAACGUGCACAUGCACAUCAGUUAUUGGAUGCAAAGAUUGCGACGAAGAUAUAGAAUUACGUGAUAAACAUGGAACGGAAAAAGUCACCUAUACAUGUUUGACGCAUGGCGAAUACAGAAAGUAUGAGGAUGGACUGAUGAGAUACAAGUCCUGGUGCAUGCUGUGUGUUACCAUUCUCAUUGUGCCGUACGGUCUACUCAUAUCCGAAACGAAUUUGAAUGUCAACUGGGCCUUUCUGUGUCUACAAGGGUUAACAUGUCCGUUCUUGGUACCACUGCUUGCUACCAUAUCCUGGUCAAAAACAACGGCCAAAGGUGCCAUAGCUGGUUGCGUUUCUGGAUUGACGGCAUCUCUUACUGGACUGAUGAUCAUGGCGUCUACCUACGAAAAUGGGCUUGCCAAUUUUUACGUGAACACCGCACAAGACUUCAGCCUUUUGACUGCUACGAUUUCCGGUAUAGUCGUAAGCACCAUUGCAACUAUAGGUGUCUCACUCUGUACCAUAACGUCAAAUUGGACAGACGAAAAAAGCGAAAUGGAAUGGGCAAAAACAAUCAAUAUUGACAACCCUCUAAGUCCGUUUCGUUUGGUCUACGAGGAGGAGUUAGCUGAAAUUGAGGUCGGGUCUAUUAUAACCUCCACGAUAAUGGAUAUGGUAUUCCGGAAAGCUCGUUUGGUUGCAAUAGUAGGCGGGGCGUUGAGUCUUAUCUUUUUCCUUGUGAUAUUACCCGCAGUUGCGCUAAAUUUUGAUAUCCUCACUUUUGAACAGUUUUCGUCAUGGCUCAAGACGUUCCAGAUAUAUUGCUUCGUGUGCACCUUUGCAGUGGUUGUUGUUCCUCCAUUUGAAGAAGGUUAUCAGAUGUGGACAAGGUAUCAACAAAUUAAGGCCAUCAGACGCAAGAAAACACUGGAAACGAAAUCGAACAUAUCAUAUCAAGAAGAAGAAGAAUAGUGUUGAAUAUUUUACAUAUUUUCAUUAAAACAGAAAAAGUAACAGCCCUGAAAUCAGGCGGUGGGUACAUUUUACCGAAAUGGGAUGUUUUUGCAGAUUUUUAUCGAUAUGGGUCUUCAUGUUAAAACGAUGUUGAUAACAAUACAUAACACUCAGGCAGUUUCUUCCUGUGUU
This is a messenger RNA of Dreissena polymorpha, 2520 nucleotides long. RefSeq lists its product as uncharacterized. Gene Ontology annotation, biological process: urea transmembrane transport. The coding region runs from base 1 to 2346 and encodes 781 amino acids. Gene Ontology annotation, molecular function: urea transmembrane transporter activity. The record is from RefSeq and is a predicted model, not a curated record. Lineage: Eukaryota; Metazoa; Mollusca; Bivalvia; Myida; Dreissenidae. Gene Ontology annotation, cellular component: plasma membrane. The transcript is spliced from 9 exons.